AUGUUCGAUUACUGCUGUCCUGGUGACCUUGGUGGUGUUCCAUGCGGCUUUUGCUGUGCCAGGGUACGAUGGCUGACUCUCUUGAUCACGGUAUUGGUCUACUCUUUCGACCUUGCCUUCAACACUCUUGAUUGUUUAGCCUUUGGUAUGCGCAACGCUGGUCAUGUUCCCAUUAUUCUGUGGGAUGGUGCUACCCUGUACUCAGAUGUUGUGUCUCCAGUUGCUUGCUUGGAUAACACCAUGGUAGUGGCAGCAGAUGCGAGGAAUCCACGGCAGUCAGCACUCUACAGCGACCAGUCAGGGCUGCAUCGCACGGUGGGUCACAGUGGAGGAAGUUUGCCAGUCGUUGGUUGGAAAGUGUAUGAAGGGACGAGCAGGCGAUUUCCUUUCUGUGUUGACGUUGUGUUCAAAGCUGGAAAGCUUUACGGAUCUUUUGUCACUGGCAAAUGUGGGCUCCUUCCUCCAGAGCCUGACAUGGAGGAUCAAAACGUGACGAUCCCAGGUUCGGUGUCAACUCGGGAAGCUUGGCCACGGUUUCCUUCUGAGGUGCGGGAUGAUUUUCGUACCGGAAUGCUUUCCAUCGAACAUACAGCCCUUGUUGGGCAUGGUGCACGGUAUCUUGAGCCACAGGGUGGGGUUUCUGCUACUGAUGUGCUGAUCUUUACUGCGCACAAGUUUGUCCAGAAGCCCACCGACAAACCUGGUCUUGCUUGUACCUAUGGUAGCCCCAUGCUUGUGCCCCUGCCUACUCAACAUUCGACUUUAGGAGGCUUCGGUGAUGGAGGUUUGCACUACAGCUGUUGGUGCCUGGAUUUCUCAGUUGAGACUCCUCAGGGUGAUGAUCGUACCGCCGCUCCCUUGUAUGUGUCUCAGUGGCUCUGGGCCCUUCAUCUCCGACAGCCGAGGCAAUUCACGGUUGUACAAAGAACUUGUCCCCGACCACACAAGGUGAUCUGGGAACGGUUUCUGAAUCCUUACCUUGCAGCUACAGAGGUCCUGCCGCCCUCUGCCGCGCAGUGGGCAGGGUUGACACCUGUGGUUUUGACUUCUUUAGGUCUUCAGAACAUCGUCCGCAUCAAUCGCUAUCUGGUCCAGAUCCGGAGCUUUGACAAGGCCUAUCUGGAAGUCUUUGUGGAGUUCUUCUGUGCCAACAUGGAACAACUCACCAAGUCGGAUGUCCAGGAUUUGACCCACACCUACAAUCACGCGCGCUUAGGAGAAGAGGCCAUUGGUCGACACUUCUUCUGGGCUUUGGGACGACAAUUUCAGCAGCAACAUGUGAAACGUGUGGCGGCGAAGACGGGGCGGCGCCGUCCCGCGCUGGAACGCUACGGCUGA
Molecule: messenger RNA, 1338 nt
Organism: Cladocopium goreaui
Lineage: Eukaryota; Dinophyceae; Suessiales; Symbiodiniaceae
Source: the annotation of a GenBank genome assembly